ACCCCUCUGAAAUCAUCAUGACGUAGCAUUUAGUGAAUUAUGGCGAAAGUUAGGAAACGUCAACAUGUGCAAGUUGAAGGGAAAACCUCGGAUAAAAGCUCAGUAUCCAAGAAUGACAGUAAAGGGAUGACGAGCGGGAGAUCAGACGUGUUUCUGAAGCUUUUCGCUGCCGGAUUUUACGGGCUGAGCUCGUUUCUAAUCGUUGUUGUGAACAAAAGCGUCCUCACCAGUUACAGAUUCCCCUCAUCAACAUGUGUUGGGAUCGGUCAAAUGCUGGCUACAAUACUAGUACUAGGAGCUGCAAAGGCAAUAGGUGUUAUCAAAUUUCCAGGUUUGGACAGGAGCAUCCCAAACAAGAUGUUUCCCCUACCUCUUCUGUAUGUUGGGAAUCAGGUAUCAGGACUUCUAGGAACCAAAAGACUCAAUCUACCCAUGUUUACGGUUUUAAGAAGAUUCUCUAUUUUGCUAACCAUGUUGGCUGAGGGAAUCCUACUUAAAAAGACAUUCUCUGGGCCUAUCAAGGCAACAGUGUUUGCCAUGAUCUUUGGAGCCUUUGUAGCUGCAAGCACUGAUUUGGCCUUUGAUCUUCAAGGUUAUUUUUUCAUAAUGCUCAACAAUGUUCUGACUGCAGCCAAUGGGGCCUAUGUGAAGCAGAAACUUGACUCCAAGGAGCUCGGCAAAUAUGGGCUGUUGUACUACAACGCUUUAUUUAUGAUCAUCCCUACAGUGGCAUAUGCACAUUUCGCCGGGGAUCUACAAAUGGCAUUGGAGUUUGAAGGGUGGUCGGACAUGCUGUUUUUGUUCCAGUUUGUGCUUUCCUGUGUUCUGGGCUUUGUUUUAAUGUACUCCAUUGUGCUUUGCACUCAGCACAACUCGGCAUUGACCACCACCAUAGUGGGCUGUAUUAAAAAUAUUUUAGUCACGUACCUUGGAAUGGUCUUUGGCGGAGACUAUAUUUUCACCUGGGCCAACUUCAUUGGAUUAAACAUCAGCAUUGCUGGCAGUCUGGUGUACUCCUACAUCACGUUCACAGAUGAACAAUCAAAAAAGCCUUAAAUGUGGGUGCCACUGGAAGGUUGGAGCUGGAGAUGGACUCUUUGUAAGACAUGUACUGUAUGUGUAUGUAAAACAUUUUGAGGACUUGGGUGUUUCGAUCCAUGAACAUUUAUUUACCUUUGGCCACUAUUUCAGGAUUUUCUAAUAAUCAUAUCUAAUAAUUAUACUAUCAUGAGACUGAAUCAAGUGUUCUAGACGAUUUGUGCCUAAUCAAGUAAAUACAGUAACUAUGGCCGGAAUUCAAUAAAAGACACGUUGUAGCACUGUAAACAUAUUUUCCGCUUGAGCCAACAUCUGCAGCUUUUACCAUGAAUGUGAUCUCCACAAACAUCUGGGAAAUUGACUUUUAAUUGUCGGUUCUGCAAUGCACUUGUCGACAAUGCGCCUCUGAUUCUCGGCCUGUUUAUUCACAUUACCAUUGAAUUAUUUGAUUAUGCAAUGAGCCAUUUGAUACUUUUGUUUAUUCAAAAAAGUUUUACAUGUACAAAAAAAAGUGUUAUAUUUUGUGAACCUAAUUUCUAAGCAAAGCGCUUUACAUUUUUUACUAGUAUGUUCAACAUUGUCAACCUCGGAAAUGUAAGUUGCUAUGUUGGUUACAUGCAUAUUUCAAAUGUUGAAAUAUGGCUAGGUUUCAUUUCCUGUCACACUGAUGAAAAAUGUAUGAAAUCUCCCCCACUUUUACCUUGUCCAAAUCAUAAUUAAAAUCAAUUUUCCUACCCUAAAAUCAUUAGAUUUUAUCAUUGAUAAAGUGCCUAAUUUGCAGUUGGGGCACAGUAAAAACAUGAAAUAAAACAAUGCAGGUCA
Molecule: messenger RNA, 1860 nt
Organism: Coregonus clupeaformis (lake whitefish)
Lineage: Eukaryota; Metazoa; Chordata; Actinopteri; Salmoniformes; Salmonidae
Product: UDP-N-acetylglucosamine/UDP-glucose/GDP-mannose transporter
Exons: 13
Coding region: 40-1056 (338 amino acids)
Cellular component (GO): Golgi apparatus
Molecular function (GO): GDP-fucose transmembrane transporter activity; antiporter activity
Source: RefSeq, a predicted model, not a curated record